UAUUCGGAACGGGUAUCCUUGCAUUUUCGACAGUAGAUCCUUGUCUCAGGUGCAAAAUAUGGACAUUUCGAAUGGUGAGAGGAUAACGAAAUUCCGAUGAAUACCAGGAGAUACCUCACAAAGUAUUAAAAAAUCAUCAAUGGUAUUGCUGUCAGCACCAGGUAUUAUUUGACACGAAAUGUAUUUUCAGUUUUUGACGCGAGGUAUCUGUAUCGACACAAUUUUAUUCAUGCAUGAAAUAAUAAUUAUUAUGCAGCUGUUACCUCUUGCAUGAUACACCACUUGAACUUUGUUAUCAACUGGUGGAAUUGUUUUCGUUUCAACACAUCUACAGAGUUCAUAUCAUUUGACAGGCUGCUAAAAUAAAGUGAUUUCAAUGGAAUUGUUCCCAAAAUAAUAAUGACGACAUGAAAUUAUCAAUUGUAAUUCAAAAAUAGUAGAAUAAAAUCAAUGAGUCUGAUCUUCGUUUGUAGAAAUCGUAAAAUGCUUUAAAAUAAAAGCAGAACAGGUGUGAACUUUGGAUCAAUAUUCUCUUCUAUUGCAAAACAGUAUGCCUCUUUUAAUUUUGACGAAUUCUAGUUAUCGCGUCAACAAUUGGCAGCUUAAAAAGAUGAAGAUAUUUUAUAAAAGAUACUAUACUAUACAUAUACAUAUAUAUAGGUCGAGUUAAAUUUAGAAAUGUUAUCAACUACACCUUCUACAAAGUGCCUUAUGAAAAAAGUAAUGUUGAUUCAACAGUAACGUGUAAAUAGUUUAAUUUGUAAUCUCAAAUUACUUUUGAGAUUAUAGUCCAUUACACCAAUCUAUAUACAUUAGCAUCAUGCAUGGUGAACAAAUUAAAAAAAAAAAAUGAAAAAUGAAAUAAUAAUAGCUGCUAAACUAAAGAGCCAUGAUGUAUACUAUAAUUUAUGAUUACGUUUAAAGUUAGUACAUCAGAUAUUACAAAUUUGAAAAAAGACUGUUGGGACACCCUACACAGGGUGAUUGCAUAUAUCUGUUAUGUUUACCGUUUUUGGUUAUUACACAGAUGUUGAUGUAGUCUGGAGUAUUGCAAUGAAUUCGAAACUCAUUUUCAUAUCCAAAAAAAAUAGUUUAGAGGACGCAAUUACUAUGUCCUAUCAAACUUUGCGCUCCUAAUAUAAUCGGAAAAAAAUUCUGCGAGGUUUUCUUCAAUCAUUGCACAUUUAGAUUUUGAAAUUAUUCCAUUCCUGAGGUGGUCAUAUUUUUUCACUAACAUUUUUUGCUUUUCAUAAUCUUAACAACGCGUAAACAUAUUUUGAUAUGUUAUAAAAGCUAUCAUAUCAUUCACUAACAAAUGCAUUACACAAAAAUUUGAACAGUGAAGCAAGCGAUGCAAAUCACAAAGUACAUUACAUCGUAUUAAUUAGCAAACAUAUAGAAUGUCUAUUCAUCACAGGCAUUUCAUUGCAUAAAAAUUUGUUCUAGCACGCUUUAUAUACGCGGUUCUCCAUCUCACGAUUACAAAUUCAUAUCUUUAUUAAUAAUUAUGUAAUGGAGUUGAAGUUUGAAAGUAGUUUAAAAAAUAAUAUCGUGUUUAGAAUCAUCAGUAUUUUUAAAUACAUUCCUAAAAAUAAUCAUUCAUAGAGUAACAGAUAUUUUCACCAGGCUCGUAAAUGUCUAUCGAGUACUUUCAUGAAAGUAUUAAGGUUUUAACAUUAUUUGUUCCAUAACACUGCUUUGGAAUAUUUAAGUAGAAAUUUUUUAUAUGAGUUGACUAAAUCGAAUUUGAGAUGUUGAAUUUAUUGUCAAAAUUGUCCUAAAUAAUAUGUAUUGUUGCAAGGAGUGCCUUAUAGUGAACUUGCUUUUAUUGUGAGCAACCUCAUCUUUGGCAGGUUUCAUAAAAAAUGAAGGGCCUAUUACUUACAAAAUUGUUGAGUUGUAGAAAUAUAUUAUUUCUUAAACAAUAAUUGGAAGAUUUUUUUGCUAUACCAUGUUUCAUAAUUUUCACUGUAGUUAAUUAUUGAUAAUAUCAUGUAAAUAUAACAUAAUGUACGUGAUCAAAGUUUAUUGAAGAGAAUAAAAUGGAGAAUCCGCAUCUUGUGAGUUCAGAUCUUUACAAACAAAAAAAGUGAACAAUUCAAAAACGAUCUACUGUUCAAAAUAGAAGACAAAGGCUUGCUUUGGAUGCUUGCAGAAACUGCAUUGGGCCAAGAUUCCAACAAUUUCAAUGGCUAGUCUGUAUUUAUGCAGGAAGUACCUGUAGUAAUGUGCUAAUGUAAUUAGGACUAGGUGGAUAGAUGUUUAUCACUUGUUACACUUGCAUCACUGACAAGUUACAAUUAGCAGCAGAUGAUAAUUGUGAAUGGUAUUUAACGGUCAGUGUUUCAGCAUCAUGGCAUGUUGAUUUCAAAUUUCGUGUCCAAUUGUGAUAAGAUAGCAAUGUCAAUAAUGCUGCAAAUCUGGAGAGUUAUAAUAUCAUAACAUUCUGUUUUUCGAUCAGCUGGUAUUAGUGUAUCGUCAUAAACAUUAUAACAUCCUUCUAUGCCAAGAUGUACUUUAUCCAACCAUUACUGUCAUAGAUAUAUUUCACCGUUUUCAAAUUCGUUUCAUAGUACAAAUGUAAACAACAGCAGUUACAGAUAUGAUGUAAGCUGGCAACUUUAUAAAUGAGGGUAGCUUUUUUGAGCUACUGAGUUUGCUUGCUGUUGCCGCAAUAUACACAUCUGAAACUUCUCCGUUCAUUGUUAGACAAUGGUGGACUCUGUUUUUCGCACCCGAUCACUUGGAACUGCUGCAGAAGGAGUUCGAGACCAGUAUGCAGAUGGAAAAGCAGCUAAAGUAUGGGAGGUUUUCAUUGGCGACAAAAAAUCUCGUACACAAAACUACAAGGACUUUCUGGUCGGUUUACUGAAGAAGAAUGGCUGCCGAAGAAUCCUAGAUGUUGCGUGUGGUACAGGAAUAGAUUCUGUUAUGCUUCUGGAAGAAGGAUUUGAAGUUGUUAGUGUCGAUGCAUCAGACAAAAUGUUGAAACAUGCUUUGAAAGCACGGUGGGAGCGAAGGAAAGAAGCUGCUUUCGAUAACUGGAUAAUUGAAGAAGCAAACUGGCUUACGUUGGCCGAUGACGUGAAUCACUUAAUUGGCGGAGGAUUUGAUGCUGUCAUUUGCUUGGGAAACAGUUUCGCUCAUAUGCCAGAUUUGUAUGGUGAUCAAAGGGAACAAAAACUAGCAUUCAAAAACUUUGAGCGUUGCGUAAAACCAGGUGGUUUGUUAUUGAUUGACCAUAGAAACUAUGAUCACAUCAUUACAACUGGAUCCACUCCAUCAAGAUGCAUAUAUUACAAUAGUACACAUGCGACUGACAUCAAGACAUCUGUAUUGUAUGUAAGUGGGAAGCCAGCAAUAGUGACCUUUGACUACCUGAUUGACUUAGGAGAUAAGAAAGGUGGUAACAAUGGGACAACAGAAUAUAAUGAGGAUAAUAUAAGUGAGUUUAGAUUAUCAUACUAUCCGCACAGACUCACAGUUUUCCAAGAUAUGCUAGCUGAAGCUUUCAACUAUUCUGCAAAACACACUAUAUACGGUGAUUUUAAGCCGUUGGACGAAAUCAAAGAUCCAGCUUUUUAUAUUCAUCUUUUACAAAAAGCGCGUUGACAAACGAUAAAAAAGUAACUGACAAUGACUGGAAAUUAGGAGUAGUCAUUUAAUUAUAAAAUGAAAUAUUCACUAGAUUAUUGUUACUGUUGGAUACAAAUUACAAUUAUUGUAAAUAAUCAAGCUAUAAAAUAAAAGGUAUGUACAAUUUUUA
This is a messenger RNA of Athalia rosae (coleseed sawfly), 3766 nucleotides long. RefSeq names its product glycine N-methyltransferase (gene Gnmt). Gene Ontology annotation, cellular component: cytosol. The transcript is spliced from 6 exons. Gene Ontology annotation, molecular function: glycine binding; S-adenosyl-L-methionine binding; glycine N-methyltransferase activity. NCBI's taxonomy places the organism in Eukaryota, Metazoa, Arthropoda, Insecta, Hymenoptera, Athaliidae. The record is from RefSeq and is a predicted model, not a curated record. The coding region runs from base 2713 to 3612 and encodes 299 amino acids. Gene Ontology annotation, biological process: regulation of gluconeogenesis; protein homotetramerization; one-carbon metabolic process.